GAUCCCCAUUCCCCACCCAAUUUGACAGGUUGAUGAGUUGUUCACAUUCCUCACAUCUGACUGCCUCUCUGUUUUGGACAGAUUCACCAUCUCUCUUCACUUUUCCGGCAGCGUUUCUCUCUUCUCCGGCCACAAACCACCAGCCAUCGGUCUUUGAACAUUUAACUACUAAUCAUCUACGAAUAACACUAACGGAACUCUGAGUUAUUUCAAAAUGUUACCGAGAUCUCCGGCGAAGAAGGCCUAAACCAAUUUCAAAAGUUUUCAGUGUCGAUUGUCUGAAGCAAGCGAAGGAGACGGAUGAGGGUUUAAUUUCGUUGAUUCGGUGUACAGGUGGUGUCUCUUUAAUGUUUGCAUCACAGCUCUUGCGAAUUCUCCAAACUUUUCCAACUAAUGUUAAUAAUGAAAUCUGAUGAAGUGAAGGAGAAGAACACCAUGAAAGAGAGCCCAAAAAGGUACACAAAUCCAUUUUUAUCAGAUGAAGAGAAUGAAAAAGUCAACAACAACAACAACAACAAUCAAGAAGUUUACACUGAUAAAAAUGUGAUGGAAUUGGAAUUGGAAUGUGAACUUCCUGAAUUGUUAGUAUGUUACAAUGAAGGUGGUUUUCAUGUGAAGGACAUUUGUGUUGAUGAUGGAAUCCCUCAUGAUAAACAUGACGACAUCAUCAAUCAAAGUCUGAUAUUUUCACCCAUGGAAGAUUAUUACAUGGAGGAAUCAAAUCAUGUUGUGGAUAUUGGAGAUAAUCUUGAUGAAGAUUGUAAGGAUGAUGAUGCAAAAGACUGUGGGACCAAAGAAGAAGAAGAUAUUGAGUCCAUAGAUCCGAAUGAGAUAAAGAAUAUCUCUAAAGAUGAUAAUCAUGUAAUUUCCGAAUGUGCCCCUGAAGAGUUAAAAUGUGCAGAAUCUAAUACUGUUCCAAAAGGCAUUGACAAUUAUGUCCCUCAAGAACAACAGAUGGAUUUGAAUUCUGUUUCAUUGGAUGAUAAAGAUAAAGAUAAAGAUAAAGAUGAAGAUCGACCACUUCCAUCACUUAAAUCCCUUCUUGAAUCCAUCAAUGGUGUUGAUGAUAAAGAUCAACACCCAUCUCAGAGUUGUGUAGAAGGAAAUGAAGGUGAAGAAGAAGUAAGCACAAGUAUAGAAGGAAACAACACUUUGAAUCUAACCAAUGGCAAAACUGUAAGUUCCAAUGGUCUCCAUGAUGUUCAUGAACGUGGUGAAGGAGAGUCAAGUUUCUCUGUUGCGGGUCCCGUUUCAGGGCGCAUAAAUUAUUCCGGGCAGAUUGCGUUUUCGGGCAGCAUCUCUCUCCGGUCAGACAGCAGCACAACCAGCACCAGAUCCUUUGCCUUUCCCAUACUGCAGACAGAGUGGAACAGCAGCCCGGUCAGGAUGGCGAAAGCUGACCGGAGAAGAUUACAGAAGCAUCGUGGAUGGAGGAAUGGGCUUUUGUGUUGUAGAUUUUGAAUUAAUUUUAAUGUGUCCUUUUUUUUUUUAUAGGAUGUGAGUUUUUAUAUAUACAUACAAAUCAAAAAGAAUUUACAGAUAAAUGUUAAAACGGGAAGUGUUUUUUUUAGGGAGGGUUUGAUGUGGAGUUAGUGGUUGAGGUUGAAAAAUGGUAUGUGUGUUGUGUGUUUUUUUUACUUCAUUUAGUG
Lactuca virosa is the source of this 1649-nucleotide messenger RNA. Lineage: Eukaryota; Viridiplantae; Streptophyta; Magnoliopsida; Asterales; Asteraceae. The record is from the annotation of a GenBank genome assembly.